Molecule: messenger RNA, 636 nt
Organism: Octodon degus (degu)
Lineage: Eukaryota; Metazoa; Chordata; Mammalia; Rodentia; Octodontidae
Gene: Dap
Product: death associated protein
Exons: 4
Coding region: 54-362 (102 amino acids)
Biological process (GO): cellular response to amino acid starvation; apoptotic signaling pathway; negative regulation of autophagy
Molecular function (GO): death domain binding
Source: RefSeq, a predicted model, not a curated record
CCGCCGCCGCCCGGCCCGCCCCGGCCCCGGCCCCUCCGCACCCCGGUGUCACCAUGUCUUCGCCUCCCGAAGGGAAAAUAGAGACCAAAGCUGGACACCCGCCCGCCGUGAAGGCUGGUGGGAUGCGAAUUGUGCAGAAACACCCACACACCGGAGACGGCAAAGAGGAGAGAGACAAGGAUGACCAGGAAUGGGAAAGCCCCAGCCCCCCCAAGCCAACUGUGUUCAUCUCCGGUGUCAUCGCCCGGGGUGACAAGGACUUCCCCCCAGCAGCUGCACAGGUGGCUCACCAGAAGCCCCAUGCCUCCAUAGACAAGCACCCUUCCCCGCGGCCCCAGAACAUUCAGCAGCCUCGCAAGUGACCUGGUGUCACUGGGUGCCGGCUCUCCACGGCAGCGCCUGGCCACCUCCAUUCACACUGCAUGACAGCCAGCAUCAUCUUCGGAAAACAGCUCUCUUCGAGGUCUAAGGCCAAGCAGAGCCUCCUGCCUCUGUCUUGUAUUUGCUGUUUCAAACAAGAAACAGCUCAAGCCCCCAACUUUGUGGGGCACCACUGAAGGGUCACUGUACCUCCCAGAAGUGCCAUUAGCAACCGCCAAGCCCUAAUUAAAAAAUAGCCUUUCACAAGGUAGCGUG